Messenger RNA from Staurois parvus, 2069 nucleotides. The record is from the annotation of a GenBank genome assembly. Lineage: Eukaryota; Metazoa; Chordata; Amphibia; Anura; Ranidae.
GGCGGCUCUGGGCACCGGGCUCCCCCUCGGCUCUCCCGCGGGGCUGGGGGACUACGGGCCUCCCGGGGUGCCGGCGCUGGAGCCCGGGGAGAUGAGGAGGGAGGCUGGAGGAGACCCGCCGGGAGCUGGAGAAACCGGAGGAAGAUUCUCGUCAGGAAUCUGCCGGCCGACUGCUGCAGCCAGGAUAUCCAAGAUCUAUUAAAAGACUACGAGAUCAAAUAUUGCUACGUGGAUAAAAAUAAAAAGACAGCCUUCAUCACUCUGUCAAACGGAGAGCAAGCACAAGAUGCUAUUAACAGAUUCCACAAACACCACCUCCGGGACAAGGAGAUUCAGGUCCAGCUGCAGCCGACGGACGCUUUGUUGUGCGUGACCAACCUUCCUCCUUUAUUUAGCAAGCAGGAGUUCGAAGAACUGGUACGGGCGUAUGGGAACAUCGAACGAUGUCUCCUUGUCUACAGCGAGCUCACUGGACUGUCCAAGGGCUAUGGCUUUGUAGAGUACAUGAAGAAAGAUUGUGCCUCAAAGGCCCGCCUGGAAUUGCUGGGCAAGCAGCUGGAAGAAUUUACCCUUUUUGCCCAGUGGGUGGACGUCAAUCAGCUGACAGCGGAUUUUAUUCACUCAAAGUGCCUGUGUGUUGACAAGCUUCCCAAGGACUACAGCAAUAGUGAUGAGCUGAAGCAAAUAUUUUCCUCUCUUCACAAGCCCUUGUUCUGCCAGCUGGCAGAGGAUGAAGAUGGUUAUUCUGGUGGUUUUGCGGUGGUCGAAUAUGAAUCUGCAAGGCAGGCAGAAGAGAUGAAAGACUGCAUGGAUGGAAUUAGUGUGAAAGGAAGCAGAAUCCAGGUGUCUUACUGUGCGCCAGGUUCCCCGGGCCGGAGCAUGCUAGCCACCCUCAUGGCAGCGCAGGGCAUGAACAAUAGGAAAGGGUUGCUCCCAGAGCCCAACCCAAUGCAAAUCAUGCAGAGCUUCAAUAAUCCGGCAAUGCUACAGAUGCUGUUUCAGCCACCGCACCGUGGAAGGUCAGGAAAGCACGGGUCUUCUGGACGGCCGCACUUUAAUGCAACAGUCAACCAAGCUUUGUUACAGCUCCACAAACUCAAUCAGAAACCAGGUGUCGCAGGUAACCUCCUUCUUCAGAACUACUCCCAUUUACAGAUGGCUCAACAGCAGCUGCUCCAGCUGAAAAGUGCACAGUCUAAUAACAGUGUAAGUACAUGCAUGUGCAUGCUCACGUGUGUCUUCCUUCCUGUCUGUAAUGAUAUGAAUUAUCACCUGUUCUCAUUGGUGCUAGAAAACCCGGCCUGCUGGGAGAAGCUCCGGUCUCCAUCUUACAGUCCACCAUGGGGACGGCGCAGACGGGAUCAGUGGAGGCCCCACAAAAAAACUUGUUGCCGUAUCUUCAGAAUCAGCACUUGAGCACUUCACUAUCCCAGCUAGCCCAAGAUAAGCAGUCUGCACUGGCACUGAGCGAGGGAUCUCUUCUAAGUGGACAAUCACAGGCUGUUAUCACAGAUACUUUGCACACGAACAAGACGAGUAACCAGACAUCGCUGUUGGGAGAGCCACCAAAGGACAUUCGACUCAGCACUAACCCUUACUUGAAUCUGGCAAGCGUGUUGCCUGGAAUGGCUGCUCGUGGUCUCCAGGCUCAUGCAAUGGAUGGCUUAUUAUCUCAGGACUCCACAGUACAGUCAGGAUUAGAGAACUAUUUCGCCUACAGCCAGCAAUACGGGGAUUACUCUCAGGAGGCUAUUCAGCAGUGGUAUGACCAAUAUUCAGGAUACAGCAGUGCCCAGGCAGAUGUUCCUGGGGAUGCCAGUCAGUCUUCCACGUUGGCUUACGGAGAAUAUAAUGCGUAUGUCCAGGCCCCGCCCACAUACUAUACAAAUGCACAAGGCUCGUACCAGGUUGGAUCUGCACUGUCUGUAGACAAGACGAUAAGCACUGAGAAAAGGCCAUACAUUCUCUCCAGCCCAGAGGUCGGCAGCAUCGGAUACACACAGCAAUACACUCCGACAUCUGGGGACAGCUACGCUGACUCUUAUGUUAAGAGGAAAAAGGUUUAUUAA